Molecule: messenger RNA, 1020 nt
Organism: Drosophila takahashii
Lineage: Eukaryota; Metazoa; Arthropoda; Insecta; Diptera; Drosophilidae
Gene: Ssl
Product: Suppressor of Stellate-like
Cellular component (GO): protein kinase CK2 complex; cytoplasm
Molecular function (GO): protein kinase regulator activity
Source: RefSeq, a predicted model, not a curated record
CCCGUGUGUCAUAGGAGGCCCUGACAGCAGAUGUCAUUUCAUUCUGGCCUCACUUUCGUUCACUUUUUUCCGACUGCCUUGGCGAGAUGUCGUGCUCAUCCACCCCGUCUAGACACAGCAACGACUUGGUGGGAGAUGGCAGCUGGAUCGGCUGGUUCUUGGGGAUCAAGGGCAACGAUUUCCUGUGCCGCGUGCCCACCGACUACAUCGAGGAUAAGUUCAACUUGACGGGCCUGGAGUUCUUCAGCCAGACCUUGGACUUGGUCCUGGAACCGGAGUUCGAGAUUCCGGGCUGGGACAAUACGGUGGAUACGUCGGACGCGGAGCAGCUGUACGGCAUGAUCCACGCCAGAUAUAUCCUGACAGCGAGGGGCGUGGAGGAUAUGUGUCUGAAGUACGAGAGGGGUGACUUUGGCUCCUGUCCGCGGGUCUUCUGCAAGGGCCAAAGGACCCUGCCCGUCGGCCUCUCCGAUCAGUGGAAUCAGUCCCACGUGAAGAUAUAUUGUCCCCGUUGCCAGGACAUCUUUCAGCCCAGAUCUCGUUGUGGAUUGCUCGAUGGAGCCAUGUUUGGAACCGGUUUCCCACACAUGUUUUUCAUGCAACUCCCUAGCAUGAGACCCCAUCCUCCGAAGGAGAAGUACGUGGCCCGUCUCUAUGGCUUCAAGAUCCAUAAGCAGGCCCUGAUGCCAUAUGAACCGGCUGAAGUGCUUCCCAAGAAUCACGGAUCUUCGACCAGCAAGUCCACCUUCUUGGCUUCCACAAAUCCAAUGACACUACCUAAUCCUUCACGUCGCUCUAUAAGAGGGCUGAAUGUCUAAGUUGAACUCUAAACCAAGGGAAAGCACACACAUGUUGGUCUGAUGUCCUGUUGUUGCAAUUAAACGGAUUCUUGCUUAGUGGAUUGAUAUGGCCAUAUAUUCGAAAACUAUACAAACACACACUCUACUCAAUAUGCCAAAACACUAUGAUAUUCAUAUCUGGCCAUAUCAAACACUUGUAAUGCUUAAAUGAGUAGCAAAA